GACGAAGGACUAGCGUCCGAAACGUCAUUUCAGCGGACCAUUGUGCUCGAAGGAACUUUCUUUUUCUUUGAAGACGCAAGUGAAUUCUUGACGAAACUGCAGGAAAACUAGAGAUUGCAAAAGGAUGGCUUACAGAUAUGUCCCACCUGAUGAGUUCACUCCUGAGUCGCGAGUAACUUGGAAACCCUUGAAUACCGUGACAAGCUGGAAACAAGAGGAGGAAGGAAUCGUGGACAAGUUUACCUUGAACUUUGACUCUGGACACAAGCUGUACAUCUACUUCUUUUCUCACACGAGUUUUCGUGUUCGCUUUAAUCCUGAUCCUAAUGCUCCAUAUGUAAAGAGUCGUUCCCCUGCCACACAAGUUGAGCGCAUCGAGGCACACGAAAUCAAAGUUGAAGAAAAGAACAAAGUGUUGAUCAUUGAGACUAAUCGUAUCAAGGUCAAAGUCAACCUCACCAAGUAUGCACUUUCAGUUUACAGAGGAAACCAGCUGAUCCACGCUGAUCCUGAUGAUUAUAACCUUGUCUACAUCCCAAAAGAAGCAGGCGGAGAAGCGGUGGCUAACUUCAAGAUGGCGCCGAAAAAUGCAUGCUACUUUGGCUUUGGUGAAAAAGCAGGCGUGACGCUGGACAAACGACGCGUACCUAAGCAGCACUUCUAUGGUAAUUUCGGAGGCGACAACAAAGAGAAACUGGGCUCAGCCUUAACAUUCUUUAACUAUGACAACUUUGGGUACGCCGCGCCCGAUUUGACGCCUGAAGGUGAAGUCCAGGGACCGUUGAACCCUAAUGGCCCUCUUUAUCAGUCAUCCCCAUUCCUUAUCGAACACAAUCCUAGUCCAACUGGUGACUUCAGUGGGCCGUCCUACGCGUAUGGAAUCCUGCUUGACAACACCUCCCAGACAUACAUAAAUCUAAGGCAGGGUGACCAAUAUUACAUCGGAGCGCUUCACGGUGAGCUCGAUUACUACUUCUUCGCGGGAGAUCACGUCGCAGAAGUCCUGAACGAGUUUACGCAGCUGACUGGUCGCACGAAGCUUAAACCUAAGCACGUCUUUGGCUACCACCAAGGAGGCUAUGGGUGGAAUUACAACAACAAGUGGAAGCUGAUGGAGGUUGCGCUGAAAUACCGACAAUGGAAGAUUCCUAUCGAUGGAUUGCACGUGGAUGUCGACCUUCAAGACAGCUACCGAACCUUCACUCACAGCAAAAAGAAGUUCCCCAACCCGAAGGGAAUGUUUGCUGCUCUCCAUGAUUGGGGGUUUAAGAUGUCCACUAAUAUAACCCCAAUUAUCAGCUGUAAUGCAGACGAAGAAGGAGAGCAUAGCCCUUACAAAGCACUCGAUUCAGGAAAACAGAAGAACGCGUUUGUCAGGAACACUCGUGAAGACGGAAGUGGCACCCACGAUUUUUAUAUUGGGAAUGUCAACUAUGGUCGUGGUCAUCUUACAUGGGGUCAUUAUCCAGAUUUGGGACGGCACGAUGUGCAAGAGUGGUGGGGUGAGCAAUACAGGGACCUUUUAGACUGGGGCCUUGAUUUUGUUUGGCAGGACAUGACCACACCUGCAAUGAAGGCCAGCAUUCACCAGGAUCCUUGUCCGUUUCUAUCCUUUCCUAUGGAUGUGAUGUUAUCUGAUAAUGAAGAGACAAGGUACGAUGAUCAUAGCACUCACCUUGAAGAUAAGAAGCCAUUUGCCAAGAUUCGUUGCCUGUACAACUACAACCUCUGUAAGGCUACAUACAAAGGUCUUGAAAAGCUGCAACCCGAUCGACGUCAUUUUAUCAUUGCACGAGGAGGCUUUGUGGGCGUUCACCGUUACGCAGGGCUUUGGACCGGUGACAGUACUUCCAACUGGGAAUUUGUUCGUAUUAACAUCCCUCUGAUCCUGAACAUUGGAUUAUCUGGCCAGGCAAUCUCUGGUUGUGACAUUGGUGGAUUCUGUGCAGCUUUUCAAGGACAAAUUGUUGAGCCUGAGAUGCUGGUACGGUGGACAAUAAUGGGAGCGUUUCUGCCUUGGUUCAGAAACCACUACGACAACUACUACAAACCUUACCAAGAACCUUACAGAUACAGCGAACCGGUGCCGAGUAUUUGCCGAAAGUACAUCGAACUGCGUUACCGUUUGAUUCAAUACAUCUAUGACGCAAUGUUUGGAAACACACAGACUGGAAAGCCAAUCUGCCGUCCGAUAUUCAUGGACGAAGUGAAGGUUGGAGUCUACAACAACGAUCCUGCAGCUGAUGACGAUCAUGGCUGGGGUUACUAUGGUUACGUGACGAACCGCAUGGAUGAUCAGUUUUUCCUUGGAAAGGAUCUUCUCGUUUGCCCUAUUGUCAACCCAGGGCAAACAAACCGUCCCGUCUACCUCCCCUCUGGUAGCAAAUGGUACCACUUCAAGGAUAACAAAAAGCCUCUUGAUGCACCCGUCAUGGGAGGGGUGGAGUUCGAUUUCUACGCUCCAUGGGACAAGAUGGGCUCAGACAACUGCGCACUAUACGUGCGCGAAGGUGCCAUCAUUCCUACUCGUGAGCUUGAGCAGUACAUUGGUGAGCUGUAUUCUCAAGGAAAGGACAAUCCAUUAACCUUCAACAUCUACCCUGGACGAGGCGACAAGUACACGCUUUAUCUGGAUGACGACGGUGUGACGAAUGCAGCUGAGAAGGAGCUGAAGUACAGAAUUGUGGACGUUUCACACGAAGAAACUCACAACCAGCGCCGUGUAGUUUUCAGCCGUAAACAUGACAAGUUUACUCCCAGGGAGACUUUCUAUUACGUAGCUUUACUGGCCAGCGGUGAACCCUCUAGAAUCACUGUGAAUGGAGAAGCUGUUCCAAAAGAAAAUGGCGUCAACAAUGACGAGAUGGCCGAAUCACUGGCCGGUCGUGGUUAUAAUUCCUACUACUACAAUUUCUCACUAAAUACCACUUUCAUUAAGGUCUUUGAUGUGAAGAAGGAAAUUGUAGUUGUUGCUGACUUUAGUCCUGUGAGUGCUAUGCAAGCAUAAAAGUGAAUAAGUCUACUCCGCAGGCAUCUCCUUUGCUCUCGGACUUCCUGUGGAGAGGAGAAAAAACCAAGGGGGAAGGAGGGGUUCUUCUCUGUCUCCUAUAACACAGGAAUCCCAAUAAAAUUCUGUACGAUAAAUAUGGAGUGACCUGCGGAGGCUAAAGAUGAAUGUAAUGGAAGGGGAUUAAGAGUAAACCAAUAACCAGUAAAUUAGUUUAGAAUUCUCUGGUAUUCAUGUGUUUCAAUGUUUUAAAGUUAUAUGGGAAUCAGUAGGGAGGAAACAAAACACUGCAUAGAUUAUUUUGUUUGUCUUCAUAGUUAGUCGAAUCGAAAAGUUUCAAAUUGAAAAAGAAAGGAUGUAAGAGUGUUGUUACAUCCGCAUUCUCUUGCUUUUUUUUUGCACAAGUUUCACAUUUGUUUCUUCAGGAAUUGUUAUAUCUCAAAUAUACUGUGGCCUAGUAUAUUAUGAAGGCAAUUAUUCUUGGCUUGCACGUUACGUCAUCGUGGCCAUGUUGGUGCCAUUUAACAAAAGAUUUUUCAUUAGCAUCCAUUGUUAACGGCACCACAAUGGCCGCCAUGGUUUUGUCUUUUGACUCUCUUGGGAAUGCUUGCAACCCAUCAAUAGCUGUGGGAGAUCGAGCCGCAAAUGCUGUUGGUGUACUGUGGGGAAAAUGUCCUGUUUUACGGAUAUAAGCCAAAUUUGAAGCAUUUUGACAUAAACUGAUCCAUAAACCACAACACAUGUAUUUCCCGCAUGUCUGAUAUAUUUUAGCAUAGCGCUUUCGUUCUUGGGGUUUAUAUCCUGUUUAGCUAAUGUUUCCUUUGAGUUAAAUAUGUUGCGCGUUACGCCAUCGCGGCCAUGUUGUAUUUCAGUAACAAAAGCUAUUCAACCAAAACCCGUGGCAUUUUAAUCAACUCGUAUUGUUCCGUAGUGCGUACAUUCCUUACUAUACAAUGGGCCUUAAGAACAAUUCGUACACAAUCGAGGCUAAGACUGAGCAAAGGCGAAUUCCAAACGGGGGUAUUGAGCAUCGAUAUCCAUUGCUAAUCGCACGUUUUUGUCUUUUGACUAUCUUGGGAAUGCUAUAUUAUUAUAUGUUUCGCUUCUCAAAGUCAUUUUAAUUUCACAAUUUCAUUGGAUAAAUCAUUAAUUAAUCUGUCUCCAUACUGAUGUAUUUCCCUUAAAGCUGAACAAUAAAAAAAAUGUUGGUGUUA
This is a messenger RNA of Actinia tenebrosa (Australian red waratah sea anemone), 4221 nucleotides long. RefSeq lists its product as uncharacterized. Gene Ontology annotation, biological process: carbohydrate metabolic process. The record is from RefSeq and is a predicted model, not a curated record. Gene Ontology annotation, molecular function: hydrolase activity, hydrolyzing O-glycosyl compounds; carbohydrate binding. NCBI's taxonomy places the organism in Eukaryota, Metazoa, Cnidaria, Anthozoa, Actiniaria, Actiniidae.